Molecule: messenger RNA, 1038 nt
Organism: Recurvomyces mirabilis
Lineage: Eukaryota; Fungi; Ascomycota; Dothideomycetes; Mycosphaerellales; Teratosphaeriaceae
Gene: RAI1
Product: decapping endonuclease targeting mRNA
Exons: 2
Coding region: 1-1038 (345 amino acids)
Biological process (GO): nuclear-transcribed mRNA catabolic process; NAD-cap decapping
Cellular component (GO): cytosol; nucleus
Molecular function (GO): mRNA 5'-diphosphatase activity
Source: RefSeq, a predicted model, not a curated record
AUGGCCACAUUCAACUUCUCCAGGCUUGAGCAAUUCGCAGGCAAUUCCACAUCCAUCAAACGGCCACGAGAAUUUGGUUACUUCUCCUACGACGACGAUCAUGUAUUGAAACCACUUUCUGCGGAGUCCCUCUCGUACUAUUACCCGCCUACAUUCGGUGCUCCUGGAACCUCCGAUACACGUCCGGAUCUCUCAACAGGUUUCGCGACAUUCAGGAAGCGAGAUGAUUCGAUCGACGAGCAUCUCGACGGCUUGCUCGACACAUUGCAAUUGUAUGAAGAACGCCUGCUGGAGAAGGUGCAAUCUGGCGAAUGCGAGCUGCGAGAUGUCCGUGUCAAAGCAGAUAUCGUCACAUAUCGGGGCAUGAUGACCAAGGCAGGCAUCCCAUGCUACCACUUCGAAAUCCUCUCCGUCCUCCCAAAGCCAUGGGCGGAUUGCACACGCGAGGAAAUCGAGUGCCGGGAAUCAAAAGUCGUCAGCAACCACGCCCAGUACUGCAGCAUAGCACGCACCAGUAUCGGCACAACCAGCUUGAUCCUCGCAGGCGAAGUCGACGCAGUCUUGGGUGAGAAGCCGGAGAAUUCAGAUACUCCCAUCCCUUGGGUCGAGCUCAAGACUUCUGCGGAACCCAACUUCAAUACUCCUCGAGGACCCGCGAACUACGAACGGAAGUUGCUCAAAUACUGGGCUCAAUCAUUCUUACUCGGCGUACCCAAAAUCAUGGUCGGGUAUCGCACGCAGGAUGGACAUCUGACACGGAUAGAGGAACUGGACACGCAGCGUAUACCCUCGCAAGUCAAGCGGGGUAUUCAUUCCUGGGAUGGCAACAUCUGUAUCAACUUAAGCGCAGCAUUUCUAGAGAUGCUGAAGCAGACAGUGGUUGGAGAUGGGGUGUGGCGGAUCAGGCGGGCGAAGAAUGUCCCUGCUAUCGAAAUCGUCAAAGUGGCUGAGACGGGGACUGGCGAGAUAUUGAAGGCGGGUUUCAAGGAGCACCGGGAGAAGCUGAGAGCACUGGAGAUUUCUGCUGCGCUUGGGUAG